AUGUGCUACCUUGACAAACAUGUGAAAGAAGAUUUAACGACCGUUUUUACAGCUGGAUGUAGAUCUAAACAGGUAUGUCAUCUCAUAUCAGGUGUAGCCGGUAAAAGAGAUUCACUGGUAUCUUGUGCACAGUGCUGUAAUGCUGCAACAAAAAUACCAUGUAACGGAUACUUGUGUAACCAAAUGCCUGGUGGAUCAAGUGUUAAAAACGAGUGUGGACAGUGUGACAGAGUGGAAUACCCUACACUUUGCCAGACUUUUUCAGCAUGUCGACCUGAUGAGGUGUGUCAACUAAAAGAAUUUUUCUAUCGAAACCAAGUAUAUUUUCAACUUCGAUGUAGACAGACAUCUUUAUGUGAUGCUGACUUAAAAGCAUACAAAGCUAGCCACAAUCCUGCUGUUGGUAAAAGAGCAGCAGUACAAGUGUGUUCAGCAUGCUGUGAAGGAAAUCGAUGCAACCAAGGAGGAUGUCAGGUGCUAGUUAAAAAUCAAACAUGUUAUGACAAGGCCAUCUGUGGAUAA
Molecule: messenger RNA, 522 nt
Organism: Mytilus californianus (California mussel)
Lineage: Eukaryota; Metazoa; Mollusca; Bivalvia; Mytilida; Mytilidae
Exons: 6
Coding region: 1-522 (173 amino acids)
Source: RefSeq, a predicted model, not a curated record